Molecule: messenger RNA, 726 nt
Organism: Panicum hallii
Lineage: Eukaryota; Viridiplantae; Streptophyta; Magnoliopsida; Poales; Poaceae
Exons: 1
Coding region: 74-400 (108 amino acids)
Source: RefSeq, a predicted model, not a curated record
GGGAGUCCACAGGAAAAGAGAUCAGAGAUCACGCCGGGACCGAACGGCGCCGCCGAUUUUCCCACCAAACUCCAUGACCGGCGGCAGCGGCGGGCGACGGGACCGCGAGCCCGACCCGGACGCCUCGGCGGCGCUGCCUGUCCCGGGGCCCUGCGCUUCGACGCAUCGGGCGCUCGCCGAGUGCCACCGCCGCGCCGCCCGCGGUCCGCUGCAGCCGGAGGUGCUGUGCCGGCACCUCAACCGGGCGCUGGCGGAGUGCGUCGUGACCGCGUGCUGCCCCGACGAGACCGAGGCCGUCCGCACCCUCUGCAGCAGCGCCGGCACCGAGCUCAAGCGCACUCAGUGCCAGCGGGCGCGGAUCGACCUCUCCCUCUGCCUCGAGGCACAUCAAGAGCCCUGAUCUAUCUGGGCAAUCUCACCCGGUACAGGCGUACAGCGAUUUGCGUUGAUGAUCAAACACGGUUUUCCUGCGUUUUUCUAUGUGUAGUUCACUUGCUUUGUGGAAUGUAAUCUUGUUAUGGAACAUUGGAGCCCCAACCAAUGCUGUAUACAAAACUGUACAUUAGAGGUUACUCUGAAUGCAACAUUAGAGAUGCAGCAGGAGUGAACUCUAAAAAGAUGCAUGUAUUUUUGGCAUCUGCAUGGCUUCGACAAGAAAUUCAUGUAUGAUCUUGAGUAUCCAGUUGUAUUCUUGGAAAGAGGACAUGAAUUGCAAUUUGCUUGCUA